AUGGAGAGGCCGCUGCUCGACGCUCGCCACGGCGCCCACGCGGCCCCGGAGGGCUCGUCGUCCGCCGCGGCGUCUUCCUCGUCGUCUCUAGUCGAUGUGAGUCUCUUCCCGGCUCCUGGGGCCCGCGAACGCGCCCUCCCGGCCAAUCCCAGCCUUGCGUCUUUUCCCCACGAAGACGUGGAGCCUAUGAGGGGGUACCCACCGCCGUCCAACGCGCCGAAUUCCAAUGCGGGGGCGACUUCUGCGUCUUCUUCGGCUGCUGCAACUGGAGGCUUCCGGUCGGUGCCGUUGCCGCGGUGGUCCCCAUCUCCCAUGACGCCCAGAUACCUGGCAGCGACGACACAUCAACCACCGCCGCCACUGGGGGCUUUACUGACAGGUUCUGCCGCUGGAUCGGGGAGUACGAACGUGUCAAGUGUCGAUGGUUCUGCGGAAGUGGCGAGCCAAUAUCACCACUACGAAGAUGACCACAGAGCUGCUGGCUCUAGUGGUCUGGAAGGUCUGACUGCUGCAGCCGUGGUGGCGGAAAGUGGAAAUGCCAACGCUACUAGCUCGAUGACAAUGCGACCGGCACUGGGAACGCUGCCGCUGCCAAUGACACGUCCCUUGGUGGUCCCACCGCCGCCGCCUCCUGCUGUGGUGACCAACACGUCGACAGCUCUCCAGACUAGAAAGCGCAAGCGGAUUCCUGGUCCGAUGCGGAUGCGCAACUUCCUCUGCAUGCAUCCUGGCUGCGGCAAGUCGUUCACGGACAGCGCGCACUUGCGAGAUCAUACGGUUGUGCACACGGGUGAAAAGAAGUUGAGCUGUCCGACCUGUGGCAAGCUUUUCGCGCGAGCAUCGACGUUGCAGGAGCACAUUCGAGUGCACACUGGUGAGAAGCCUUAUGUCUGCGGCGUUCCUGGGUGCAGCAAACGGUACGCGUCUCGCGCAGCGAUGCGCUUCCAUCGAUCCACACAUGUGCUAAGUGCACCACUCACACCAUUUGCGUGUCAAGAAUGCGGGAAGCAUUUUCGGGUCCGUGAGCUGCUGAUGGCUCACCUGAAAGUCCACACAGCACAUCGCACAGCUGCUGCGGUGUCAGCGCUGACGUCCCUCUCACCUCGAGGCUUGGCUAGACCUUCUAUCAAUGGGCCUAACGUGGACAAACAUCUUCACGACACAAUCCGAGCGCAGCAGGACGAGAUCGAGCGGUUGCAAGCUGAAGUAUCACGUCUGCGUGAUGAAGCAUCCCUUCAGUCUGCUCCCCCGCGCCCACGUAUUGAGAAAACUACGAAUGUCAGCGCCGUGACUGCGCCGGUCGAGCUGCUCCGAGAUGGCUAUAAACCGUUCGAGUGCUGCAUCUGCCGCAACCGCUUUGCCAACUUCUAUCAGCUCACUUUUCACGGCAAGCAGCAUCCUGAGGCGCCAAUGACGGAGGUGACUGGGGAACAAGCUCCACUCCCUGUGGGGCCAAAGUAUUGCCCUGAAGAGGAGUGUGAGUAUGCCGAGUCGACCGGCAAGAGCUUGAGGAAUUUGCAGACAUUGAAACGUCACUGGCAGCGGCGACAUCAAAGCGAGCGCCCGUACGCGUGUUCGUAUUGCCCGUCCAGUCGCCAAAAGACGUUCAAGACGCGGGAAAAUCUCAAAGCUCACGAAAAGGACUGCACGAAGAAUGUUCCUGUCCGGUGA
Phytophthora sojae is the source of this 1671-nucleotide messenger RNA. RefSeq lists its product as hypothetical. The coding region runs from base 1 to 1671 and encodes 556 amino acids. Gene Ontology annotation, biological process: regulation of transcription by RNA polymerase II. Gene Ontology annotation, molecular function: RNA polymerase II cis-regulatory region sequence-specific DNA binding; DNA-binding transcription factor activity, RNA polymerase II-specific. The transcript has 5 exons. Lineage: Eukaryota; Oomycota; Peronosporomycetes; Peronosporales; Peronosporaceae. The record is from RefSeq and is a predicted model, not a curated record. Gene Ontology annotation, cellular component: nucleus.